Molecule: messenger RNA, 960 nt
Organism: Fraxinus pennsylvanica
Lineage: Eukaryota; Viridiplantae; Streptophyta; Magnoliopsida; Lamiales; Oleaceae
Source: the annotation of a GenBank genome assembly
AUGGGUACUUGCAUUAGCAAAUCUAGAUCAAAGAAAAAAAUUAAGGAAGAUCAUAGCCAUGUUCAUGAUAAACUUGUUAUUUCGCAAGAUUCAGUUUCUGUUAUUAAUCCCCAAAUAACUGAUAGACCUGUUUCUCCAGCCCCUUCUUCUGUUUCCUCGGCUUCUUUUUCGUCAUUUUCUUGCUCGAAUGGUGGGCCGAGCAAGGUAUUUUCUGUGGCAUUGUCGUCGUCUUCUUCAUCAUUGUGUUCUUCUGCGGCCUUGUGUACGAAGGACGGGUCAUUUUCGAAUGAGUUCUUGUGGUCUUGUGUGAAGGAGAAUCCACAUGUAAUUGGCCUAAAUCAAACCAAGAAAUGUCUUGAAAAAUCAGCAGUGUAUUCAAGAAUCCAGCAUCAGAACAGUCUCGAGCACUUGGUAAAACCGGUUGCGGAACCAGUACUGAAAAACUCCACCCCUGAAGAAUUUUUUGUAGAUGAGAUGGUUCAACAAGCAACACCCAAGAAAAGAUCCCGGGCUGCUUCCCCGACCCUCGUUCGACAAAAAAGCUUCCGAAGAGAGCAUAAUUCUGCAAGUUCAAACCCUAAUAGAGGACUAAUGAGUUCACCCUCUCCAAGCAGAAGAUUUACUGGGGAUAACAUUUCCAGGACUGUACCAACAACUGUAUCAAGAAACAAUUCUUGCAGGAAUUCAUCUGUAAUUUUGAGGGCAAAUACAAAUAUUUCUGCAUCAUCUGGUAGGAAAAAAGAAUAUUCCAGGCCUCAAACUGCAUGUCCAAGUCAUGAUUUAACCAGGAGAAAUGCUGCAAUAACGAGCAAAAGGGAUGUUAUUAACCAACGGAUUAAUGCAAAAAUUGAUGAUGUUUCCAUUGGAGAAGUUCAGCGCAAUCAAGGAAUGGACAUGGAUCUUGUCUUGGAGGACAUUAACAAUCCUCUUAUUUCUUUGGAUUGUUUCAUUUUUCUGUGA